ACACACCCUGAGUUUGGUCGGACACUCUCUCUCAAUGUUCGUUUUGUUAUUCUCAACCGCGUUUCCUCGCGCGUCGGCCCGGCUUUGUUUUUCUUCUUUCUAGUUUCUUUCCUUUUCUUGACUUCCAUGGAGUCUCUCCCUCUCCUCAUCGGAGUGGGAGCCCAGAGGAGAGCAUCACUAGGGAUCUCUACUUACAACUACAACCAAUCUCUCCAAGGCACAAGAACCACCAGCAAUCCCAACGAUGAGGCUUCCUCGUGGUUGUCGUUUCGAUCCCAACGAGUUCGAGCUCAUUCAGUACCUCUCCGACAAGGUCAACGGAUGCCCGGAUCCUGGCCAGGGUUUGAUCAAAGACGACAUUGAUGCUUAUGCCUCCAGCCCUGAUCUUUUGUCUGCUAAUUUUUGCCCAGAUGAUGGGGAUGGGAGGUUAUUUUGUUUCACCCCUAUCAAAUUUAGAAAGGGGCUUCGUUGCAGGGAUCGCAGCACCCCAGAUGGUCACUGGAAAGCUACAGAUGCCAGGCGUAGGAUCGAUGAUAAAGUGGGAAAUCCGGUUGGAUGCGUGCAAACAUUAAGUUAUUACCUUCGGGAAAAGGGGGGUUGUGAGGUCUAAAUGGAUCAUGAAGGAAUACACCCUUCCUAAUUGCCAAAAUGUGGGUCUCUGUGUGAUAUAUUCUUCACUGAACAGAUAUAAGAAGUCAAACAAAGAGAGGGACAGUUGCCUGAAGCCUAUCCAGAACCAAAGCUCUUUAUCUUAUAAUGCUUCCAGCAAAGAUGAUGUUUCCAACUUUAGGUCAUCCCAGGGAUCGCCAUCUACCCAUGGAGUAAGUAUCAGCUAUUCAAGUGCUGUUGGUGCAUGCUCAGGAUCAGUAAAUAUUGAUGGUACGGGUGGAGCAGGCCUUAUAGACGACCAUUUAUUUCUUGACCCGUCCUGGGAAGAAUUCAUCUCAUUUAGUGGUCACAACGUACUUUCGGCAGCAAAACUUCCUUGUUUACCAGAUAAUGGAUGGCCUGAUGGAGGUGACACUGAUAUCUUCAAACUUGAGGAUGUUGCAGGUCCAAAUAAUUGGCCUGACCUCUUGCUGGAGGAAGUUGACUCACCAAAGUUAGACCUGGAGCUCUGCAAUAGUGAUAUUUAUGGAACCAAACCUGAUUCAAAAAUGUAGCAAGAUGCCAUAUUUGCAAUGCCAACUUGCUCUCUUCUAUUGCUAUCUAGUAGGUAAUUAUUUGAUGUUGUUUCAUGGAGAUCUUGUUUAUUAAUUUUUCUUAUUUAUUUCAGGCAAAAAUUUCUUUAGAAGAGCCUGCACUCUAUAGCCUUUUAUAUAAAUCUGACAAACUUUGGCAAUUUCCUGCUGAUUGCAACUCUGUAUUUUGUUGGGUCCUUGUACUGCCAUAAUGCAAGCCUACUUUGCCAAGAUGUGACUGAUAGUGGAAAACUUAAGAGUUAGAUUUGGACUUUAUUUCAUAUGUUAACUAAUAUUAAACAGGAAAAUACUUUUGUGUUUGUCAAAGAAGAGUUCUAGACUUGGAACAACACUGAAGGGAGGAGCUAGCGGCUAGCGUGGUUAUCUACCCGAUGCCUCAGGAAUCAAAAUUAUAUUAUAUGCAGGUUGUGCUCCUCUCUUCAUCGAGAGGUUGUUUCUCAUUGGGUUCAUGCAAGGAAAUGCUUGAAGCAAUACCACAAAAUAGGAUGUUUCGUGAAAAUGAUGCAAGAGAAGGUAUGAUUGAAUAAAGGACGGCACAGCACAUGCCUCAAA
Messenger RNA from Dioscorea cayenensis subsp. rotundata (Guinea yam), 1754 nucleotides. RefSeq lists its product as uncharacterized. The transcript is spliced from 4 exons. The record is from RefSeq and is a predicted model, not a curated record. The coding region runs from base 618 to 1163 and encodes 181 amino acids. NCBI's taxonomy places the organism in Eukaryota, Viridiplantae, Streptophyta, Magnoliopsida, Dioscoreales, Dioscoreaceae.